Messenger RNA from Ipomoea triloba (trilobed morning glory), 991 nucleotides. RefSeq names its product transcription initiation factor TFIID subunit 7. The transcript has 6 exons. Gene Ontology annotation, biological process: transcription initiation at RNA polymerase II promoter; RNA polymerase II preinitiation complex assembly. Gene Ontology annotation, cellular component: transcription factor TFIID complex. Lineage: Eukaryota; Viridiplantae; Streptophyta; Magnoliopsida; Solanales; Convolvulaceae. The record is from RefSeq and is a predicted model, not a curated record. Bases 203 to 805 code for a protein of 200 amino acids. Gene Ontology annotation, molecular function: RNA polymerase II general transcription initiation factor activity.
AGUCUCGAUCCUUGCCCUUUCUCUCUCCCUCUCUCUUCCCCCGUCGUCGCUCUCUCUCUCGAUACAAUUCAAUCUCUCAGUCAACAGUGCUCUCUGUUAUGGUGGCGCUGUAAGAACUAAGAAUUGACGUCGGUUGUAGCCGUGCGAAAGCUCGUUCUCUCCCUCGGCUCAAUUUCGUAGAUGUUAGAGUUUGCUCCAAGGCAUGGAGGAGCAAUUCAUACUCAGGGUUCCCCCUUCUGUGGCUGAGCGAAUUGACCGCCUUCUGAGUGAGAAUGCUUCUUCUUCAGAAGACAAAGGAUUGGAUUUGUCAUUUUCUGAGGAUGGUAGGAGUGGCACAUUUGUCAUAGGAAAUGAGCACUUCCCUGCAGCCCUCUUGGAUCUUCCUUGCAUAGUGGAGUCUUACAAAACUUAUGAUGAUAGUGUGCUGAUUAAAACUGCAGAUAUUGGUCAGAUGAUUAUGGUGAGGGAAGAAGGUGAUCCUACUCCUGAUGCAGUGGAGUAUAGACAUGGCCUCACUCCACCAAUGAGAGAUGCGCGGAGGCGAAGGUUUCGUAGGGAACCAGAUCUAAAUCCUGAGCUUGUGAGGCGUGUUGAGAGAGAUUUGCAGAACAUCAUGGCUGGUGGAACUGCAGAGAAUAUAGAUGCGGAAGUGCCUGAACAAGAGGAAGAUGGCGAAGAAAAUGCACGAAGUGCUAGUAAGAAAGCAGCACCCAAGCCUUCAACGAAGCCCGAUGUUCCCGAGGCUGGGGCGACUGGUGGGGAGCCUGAGAGAAGUGACUCUGAAGAGUCUGAUGAUUCAAUAUAGCCCAGAGGUAUAAAAUGAUGUUGCAUUACCUGUAGGCUAAUGCAGAGGUAUAGAUGGUUGAAUGUAGACAUUGUAAGGAUUUUGGUGCAUUCUUUCAAAAAGCAGAAUUAACUUGGAUGAACAUUUGUGUUUGUUGAAUCAGCCAGCUAUGGAAUCUUUAAAAUGCACUCUCUUUCUUGUGUGGCU